Molecule: messenger RNA, 1678 nt
Organism: Grus americana (Whooping crane)
Lineage: Eukaryota; Metazoa; Chordata; Aves; Gruiformes; Gruidae
Gene: LGALSL
Product: galectin like
Exons: 4
Coding region: 129-818 (229 amino acids)
Molecular function (GO): carbohydrate binding
Source: RefSeq, a predicted model, not a curated record
GUCCAUCGCUGCCCCUCAGCCGCCGGGGCUGCCGCACAGCCCCCCUCCCUCCCUCCCUCCCUGCCUCUCCCCCCGCCCCCGCCGGUCCCCCUCCGCCCCGUACCCAGCGCCGCCGCCGCUUCCACAAGAUGGCGGGGACCGUAGCCGAGCGGGACGCGCUGGUGAGUGCCGCUUUGCUCCCUCCCUGGGGUUCCGGGACGGGGACCGGGACGGGACGGGGCUGGGGAGGGCGGGCAGGGCAGGCCCCCCACGGCGGGUACCUGAGAAGCGGAGCGGGCGGGGAGCCGGAGGGGCUCCGCCUGCCCCUGCCUCAGCGCUCUCCUUUUUACCUGCAGAAAAUAGAGGACGGGCAUUUAAACAACUCCCUGGGAUCCCCGGUGCAAGCUGAUGUGUACUUCCCUCGCCUGAUCGUCCCCUUCUGUGGGCACAUCAAAGGAGGAAUGAGGCCGGGAAAGAAGAUCUUAGUUAUGGGCAUAGUGGACCUCAACCCCGAGAGCUUUGGCAUCAGUCUGACUUGUGGGGAGUCAGAAGAUCCUCCUGCAGAUGUAGCUAUUGAACUGAAAGCCGUGUUUACAGACAGACAGUUUAUCAGAAACUCUUGUGUAGCUGGAGAAUGGGGGGAAGAGCAAUCAUCUAUUCCUUACUUUCCAUUUAUACCGGACCAGCCUUUUAGGGUUGAGAUACUUUGCGAGCAUCCCCGUUUUAGAAUAUUUGUGGAUGGACAUCAGCUUUUUGAUUUUUACCACCGUAUUGAAACACUGUCAGCAAUUGACACAAUAAAGAUAAACGGAGAUCUUCAACUUACAAAACUUGGCUGAGCAUGUUAGGACUGCAGAUUCCAAACCGGCUCAGGUGCCAUCGUCUGUUUGGAGAAGUGACAGCCAGCUCUGGACACAGCUAUGGUAGGAAGGCUGCCCCGUUCCUUUUCCGCAUGCAGUUCUUCACUCCAGUGCCGAUGAACUGGGCUGUUGUUUAUCCUAAUGAAGAACAUUGUUGGUUAAUAGACAUUGAGCCACUUUUCUUCGAUCAAAAUAGCCCACCUGUGCUGGAUAAUCAAAUUGGAAUGGAUUCAGAAAGACUUGCAGUCUUGUUUUAAAUCUCACAGAAAGGCAAUUUCUGAAAUGCAGCACUAAAACUGGUUACUGAACAGCAGUGACAACAGCAACAAGAAAAGUUUUUCUUUUGCAAAUAUUGUUUCUGCACUGAAGUGGAGUAGUGUAGCACAACAUAGGGCCACGUGCUGAUGUCCUUACCCAGGGCCUGAGCCUGGUUCCAUGGAAAUCAAUGGCAAAACUCCCACUCACUUUAAUGGGGGACAAUCAAACUGUCUAGUCCUUAGUCAAGCACAAUUCCCACUGAUUUCUAUGGGAUUUUUGCACAUGCCUGGAGGCCAGCUCUUCUGCUGGUGUAAAUCGGCAUUCCCUCCAUGGCUUGCAAUGGAAUUUUGCUGAUUGCUCCCAGCCGCUGAUUUGGCCCAAGGACUGUGCAAAAACUGAAUGAGGGUGUGAGGACACAGCCUGUAUAUUUUAGUCAGGGUAUUUGCAUAGAAUGUAGAUCGUUACGAGUUUUUGCACAAUGUAUUGUUAAUACAAUUUUUAAAGCUUAUCUGUAGUUUAUUUAUUUAUACUCAUUGUAUGUAUUAUUAGUAAAAAUGAACAAUCUUACUGAUGGUUAAGAA